AUGGAGCCUCCAUCGGGUGGCGAUAUAUACACGCCGUUCUACUACUGGGACGGCGUCGCGAACCAGUGGGCGUUUGACUAUGAAGGCUUCUACAAGACACACGGAUACCCUGAAUCGGCGACAGCGGCCAAGCAGCGCGCGGAGCCGACGAGCGCCGAGCUGUAUCAGCAGCAGCUGCAGUCGUCCGUCUACGACUAUGUGCCGACGCGCGCUGGGCGCAGCACGCAGGUCAAGGUCGCCGGCCACCUAAAGAAGGGCGAGACGCGCGAGACGGUGAUCCGACGCGCGGGCGGCAAGCUCUGGGAGGACCGCUCGCUGCUCGAGUGGGACCCCGCGCACAAGCGCCUGUUUGUCGGCGAUCUCGGCAACGACGUGCACGACGAGCACCUCGUCCAGGCCUUCCAAAAGUACCCAUCGUUUUCGCGUGCGCGCGUCGUCCGCAACAAGGGCGACGGCAAGUCCAAGGGGUACGGCUUCGUGGCGUUUGCCGACCCGGAGGACUUUUUGCGCGCGUGGAAGGAGAUGGACGGCAAGUACAUCGGCUCGCGGCCGUGCCGCCUGAAAAAGGCCCAGGACACGAUCAAGCCCGUCGAAAUCGGCGCGCGCAAAGACAAGUUCCUCGCGGCGAAUGCCAAGUACACCGACUACCUAAACAAGGCCCGGCGCGGCGGGACCGUGGGUCGGCACUUGCCGCGGGCCAGCGGGCUACCGAAACCGUACUCGAAAAAGUAA
Messenger RNA from Malassezia restricta, 732 nucleotides. RefSeq names its product poly(A) RNA-binding protein. Bases 1 to 732 code for a protein of 243 amino acids. Gene Ontology annotation, molecular function: mRNA binding. Lineage: Eukaryota; Fungi; Basidiomycota; Malasseziomycetes; Malasseziales; Malasseziaceae. The transcript has a single exon. The record is from RefSeq and is a predicted model, not a curated record.